AUGGUGUUGGGUCUGCUGCUGCGCGACGCCGAGGAGCGGCAGCUCUCGUUCGACUUUGAAAUGAUGUUACCCGAGGACGGUGACGACGGCUACCGAGACCGCCGCAACGGGGCGAUCGUAGGGGUAGGAGGCGCCACAUUUGGUCAACCAGGUGUCAAAAAAGACUUUAAACGCGGCACUGUCGUCUGUCGCCACUGGCUGCGUGCACUUUGUAUGAAAGGCGACAAUUGCGAGUUUCUGCAUCAGUACGAUAUGUCCAAGAUGCCGGAAUGUCGCUGGGGCAUGGAGUGUCAAGUGCCCGAGUGUCCUUUUCGGCACGUGCCGGACGAAGAGCGCGUAGAAUGUGCUUUUUAUAAACAGGGGUUUUGUUCCCACGGGUCGAGUUGUCGGUACCGACAUAUCAAAUUAGCCAGGGAAGAGUGUCCGGAUACUGCGGACUUUGCGUUACAAAGCAAAGUCGCCGAUGAAGAAAAUGUCAAGCGUCGGAAAGCCCAACCCGUGAAUGAGUUUUUCAAAAUUGCCAUUUGUAAACAUUGGGAAAAAAUGGGGUCGUGUCCGUUUGGAGACGAGUGUCACUUUGCACAUGGAGAUAAGGAACUGAGGCCGUUUCCAAAAGGAGAGAAGGAGGAGAUGGAAGCUCGAGCUGCGAGGUAUUCGGGAGGUCACCAUGGACCAAGUGGACCCGCUUUUCAAGGAGGAGAACGGAUACAAAGACCUGCAAUUACUGGAGCAAAACUGCCGGACGAUGGCAAGCAAGUGAAGUACUUUUUACUGCAGUCGGCGAGUUAUUUGAACUUGGCACACGCGGUGCAUCAUGGACAAUGGACAGCGCCUGCAGAUGUACUACAAUUGAUCAAGACGGCGUCAGAGACGUCUGAAGACGUGUUUCUGUUCUUUGCAGUGGGACCGAGCAAACACUAUCAGGGAAUGGCUCGGCUAGUAAACGGUGCACUGGCAAACACGGAGAUAUCAGCUGGUGAAGACUUGUCGACUAGUAUUGUGCCCUAUGAGGCUGAUGGACGGUCUACGUGGUCUGGCGCAUUUGACAUUGAAUGGCUUCGUAUCUGUGAAUGUCCGUGGGAGCGACUUGCUCAGUUUGAAAACAAACAACUUGCUGUUCCUGAGUGCCCGAAUGGCCAGGAGCUCGACGCGGAUACGGGGCAUGCUCUCGUGCGCUUGCUGUCAAACCAGCCCGAGAUCAAGCUUCAUUACCGGUCCGUAGAAGAUGAGCCCAAGCUUCCGGGGGGCGCAGAAGAGCUCGCGACUCGCCGACGGGAUGCAGCAGAAAGCUUGUUUGGUGUCUCCAGCGUGCCUGGAUUUGGUGGACCCGGACCAGCGUGGAAAGUCACGAAGCCAGGGUUCGUGUUCACGUGUACUACACAGACUAUCGAUGAGUGUUUCGGUCGCAUGCUGUUUGGUCUGGCGACUGACAAGGAGGAACUGGCUCAGCAGCACGUGACUCCAGGCACCCCAUUGUUUCUGCUCAAUUUGUCGGAUCAGCACCUCCUAGGUGUCUUCGAAGCCGUGUCUCCUGCAAUUGUGAACAUGAUUCCGAGCGCAUUUUGCCACGGUCCGAACAUGCCAUCGCCUUUUCCAGUCCAAGCACGAUUUGUAGUCAUGCUAAACGCACCCGCGUUGCCUGUGUCAGACCCACAGAUUCAGGAAGCAGUUGGCGAGAAGGGCUUUGACGUUGGCCCGCUCUCGUUACGCGUAACGCAACAAUUGGCAGGUGUGUUUGCUGCGCGCAUCGGUGCCCCAUUGAAUGGGGCGCCGAUGGGUCCUGGAGGACCCGAGCGCUUUCGUAACAAGCCCGGAUCCAGCGGACCUGGUAGUCGAUCCAAUGGCGGCCAGGAUGGGCCGAAAGACCCCAAUGAGCCGGCAUUUUUGCAGAAACUUGUGGUGGGCAUUGAAAAUGACAAUGAGUUUGGAGUCACGCGUCGUAUUAUUGGACCUGCCGGGUCGAAUAUGAAACGUAUUAGCGUAGAGGCUGGUGGAAAUGCCAAGAUUCGUGUUCGUGGUCGUGGUUCUGGGUCGAAGGAAGGAGGUCCAGAAGAUGCUGAUGAACCGUUAAUGAUUCUGGUGUCUGCGGAGAACGAGCGCAGCUUUCGCAUCGCAUGCACACUUACGAGCGAGUUGCUUGCUGUGAUUCACCACGACUUUCAAAUGUUCCAACAGCGCGGUCCGCCUCAGCAUUUUCGUGGUGGCGGCGGUAACUUUGGCCGAGGUCCGCCUGGUCGAAGCCACCAUUAG
This is a messenger RNA of Peronospora matthiolae, 2250 nucleotides long. The record is from the annotation of a GenBank genome assembly. NCBI's taxonomy places the organism in Eukaryota, Oomycota, Peronosporomycetes, Peronosporales, Peronosporaceae.